UUAUUCACUGCCAUCAAAAACCCUAGCCCCUCGGCUUCUCUCUCAUUUCCUUCGCCCCAACCCUAAGAAAUGGCCGCCGCCGCCGCCGUCCGCCCUCUCGUCACUGUGCACGGACUGGAGUCCGAUAUGUCGGUCGACUCCACCACCACCAACCCCUCGUCGCUUCCCUUACCCGACGUCAUGAAAGCCUCGAUCCGACCGGACAUCGUAAACUUCGUUCACGCCAACAUCUCCAGGAAUGCUCGUCAGCCCUACGCGGUGUCGAAGAAGGCAGGCCAUCAAACCUCCGCCGAGUCGUGGGGUACUGGCCGCGCUGUUUCUCGUAUCCCCCGUGUUCCUGGUGGUGGGACCCACCGCGCGGGCCAGGGUGCCUUCGGUAACAUGUGCCGUGGUGGUCGCAUGUUUGCUCCGACCAAGAUCUGGCGCCGUUGGCACCGCAAGGUCAACGUCAAUCAGAAGCGCUACGCAGUUGCCUCUGCCAUUGCCGCCACCGCUGUUCCAUCUCUAGUGAUGGCUCGAGGUCACCGAAUUGAAAAUGUUCCAGAAAUCCCUCUGGUUGUUUCCGAUUCGAUUGAGGGAAUUGAAAAAACCUCGAAUGCCAUCAAGGCUUUGAAGGAGAUCGGUGCUUAUCCUGAUGCUGAAAAGGCUAAGGAUUCCGUUGGAAUUCGUCCUGGGAAAGGAAAAAUGAGAAAUCGUCGAUAUAUCUCUCGAAAAGGACCAUUGAUCGUGUAUGGUACUGAAGGUUCUAAGCUGGUUAAAGCUUUUCGUAACAUUACUGGUGUUGAGAUCGCCAAUGUAGAGCGUCUGAAUCUUCUUAAGCUUGCUCCGGGAGGUCAUUUGGGGAGGUUUAUCAUUUGGACGAAGUCAGCGUUUGAAAAAUUGGAUGAAAUUUAUGGAUCGUUUGAGAAGCCAUCACUGAAGAAGAAGGGAUACAUCUUGCCAAGGGCAAAGAUGGUGAAUGCGGAUCUGGCUAGGAUUAUUAACUCCGACGAGGUGCAAUCGAUUGUGAGGCCGAUUAAAAAGGAAGUGAAGAGGGCUCCCAUGAAAAAGAACCCCUUGAAAAAUCUGAACACUCUUCUGAAGCUGAACCCAUACGCCAAGACAGCAAGGAGGAUGGCUCUGUUGGCUGAGGCUCAGCGUGUCAAGGCUAAGAAGGAAAAGCUCGAUAAGAAGAGGAACAAAAUCACUAAGGAGGAGUCAACUGCAAUCAAGGCUGCGGGCAAGUCAUGGUACCAGACAAUGAUCUCAGACAGUGAUUAUACGGAGUUUGAGAACUUCUCAAAGUGGCUUGGUGUUUCCCAGUGAUGUCAUACCUGCGUUUGAAACUCUAUUAGGACCUAUUUUGUCUAAUUUGGUUUGUCAUUUUGCUGAAAUGAAGGAGUUCUAUUUUCUUUUUUGGUUGCGGGGGAUGACAGGAAUAAGUCAUGUUGCUUUAACUUCGAGUUUUUCCACCCCCAUGUUUUGCUGUCAAUUUCUAUUGCUAGUUUGAGGAUUUUGCGUAAAAACAGAAUUUGAUAUUGGGCCUCUUAAAGUCGAGUCAUUCAAAAUUUGAUUUUAGUGUCCUUAUGGUUACGAUGCACCUGGUUCUAAAUUUUGAUUUGGUUUGAUGUAGGGCUCCUAAACUUUGCACCCUUUUUGUAGCAGGUCAUUCUCUUCUUUGAGAAUGUAGUGGUUCCAUUAGCUGUUAUAUUCUUCUGUUUUCUGAUUACCCGUUGAUGGCAAUGCCUGGUUUAUUAUGAGGGGGAAUUGUUGGUGUUAUUGUGCUUGGUCUGCUGCUGGGCGGGAUAACGUUAAUGAUUAGAUCACAUCACAUUGGCAUGCUAUCGGAGUAGGGUUAAUCGAUACUUUUUGGUUCUUUCUCAGAUUGGUUAAUCAGUAAGAAUUUUGACUGGCAUGCACUGGUGUGCUGCUGAAGUCGAAUUUCAUCAUCAUGGGCCCUGUUAUUUGCGCUGUCACAUGUAUCUUGGUUCGGAAGGAU
This is a messenger RNA of Ilex paraguariensis (yerba mate), 1978 nucleotides long. The record is from the annotation of a GenBank genome assembly. NCBI's taxonomy places the organism in Eukaryota, Viridiplantae, Streptophyta, Magnoliopsida, Aquifoliales, Aquifoliaceae.